AUGAUUAAAUUCAUAUGUAAAUCUCCAUUGAUUUCAAGGUCGUUUCCUAGUGCUUCUAUACUGUUAGUACCAUCAUUUACUUUAACAGGGAAAGGAACAAUCACAACUAUAAAACGGUCAUUAUACUUCAUGUCUAAUCAAGUUGUACAAAAUAUAAUCCCUAAGAAUCAACAAGAUAAAAUAAUCAAUCAUAUCCACGAUCAAUUAUCAGCAUCGGUACCGACAAGAUUCUACCUUAAUUCCUCCGAUUGUAACUCAAUAAAGUUUUUAUAUAACCCAAAUGAUUUCUAUCAAACUUUAUUAAAAAAUAUUUUAUUAGCAAAACAGAGAAUCUUUUUAACAUCAUUAUACCUGGGUAAAGAUGAACACGAAUUUAUACAAACUUUAGACACUGCGUUGACAAAUAAUCCAAAUUUAAAAGUCCACUUUUUAUUAGAUGGAUUGAGAUCCACAAGAGAAUUCCCAGAAGAUUCUUCAACUACACUAGUAGCUAAAUUGAUAUCUGAGCAUGGGCCAAAGAGAGUUCAAUUUAGACUCUACAGGACUCCAGCUUUUCAUGGUUGGAAAUCCCAUUUGAUCCCUAAAAGAUUCAACGAAGGUUUAGGUUUACAACAUAUGAAAUUUUAUGGGUUUGAUGAUGAUAAAAUUAUUCUCUCUGGUGCAAAUCUUUCCAAUGAUUAUUUUACAAACAGACAAGACAGAUAUUGGCUGUUCCAAAAUAAUGAAUUAAACAAUUAUUAUUUUCAAAUACUUCAAUUGAUCGGUUCUCUAUCUUAUAAAGUAGAAAUUAACGCUGAUAGUGGAGAGAUUGCAGGUUUGCCAUAUCUGAUCUGGCCAAAGGAUAAUGCCACAAUAGAACCUUUAAAGAACAAAACUCAAUUUUUACGUGAUUCAUCUUUAAUAAUUACAAAAUUUUUACAUGAUAAGAAAACUAUUGAACCCAAAAACACAGUUAAGGAUUGGGAUACUGUAAUUUUUCCCAUAUCUCAAUUUACACCAUUAUUUAAACAUUCUUUAGUAGAUAAAUCUACUGAGCUACCAACAAUCUUAUUGUUGUUUGACAUAAUGAGAAAUAUUAAUUUCAAAAAUAACCCAAACAUUAAUUGGAGCUUUACUGCUGGAUAUUUCAAUCUCUUCCCAUCAAUUAGAAGGGCCAUGCUAGAAUCAAAUUGUACUAAUUCUAAUGUAAUAACUGCUUCAAGUAAAGCUAAUGGUUUCUAUGAAUCCAAAGGUGUCUCAAAACAUUUGCCAGGAGCAUAUUUACAUUUAGCAUAUAAAUUUUUAAAGCAAGUUAAUAAAUCAGAUAGUCAUGUAUUAGUUAAAGAAUGGGAGAAUGGUGUUCAUAAUAGACCUAAUGGAUGGUCAUAUCAUGCCAAGGGAAUAUGGUUCUACUUUGGAAAUACACAAAAUAAUACAUUUCAACCAUUCUUGACUAUUUUAGGUUCAUCUAAUUAUACAAGAAGAUCAUAUUCAUUAGAUUUGGAAUCAAAUAUUGUAAUUUUAACUAAGAAUGAGUCUUUACAAAACAAAUUACAUAAUGAAUUGAACCAUUUAUUGAAGAAUACUAAGGAUGUUACUUUGAAUGAUUUUAAGGAAGAUCCAGAAAAGCACGUUAAAUCAGGUGUUAAAAUUGCUACAAAGCUACUGGGCAGAAGGUUAUAA
Molecule: messenger RNA, 1662 nt
Organism: Arxiozyma heterogenica
Lineage: Eukaryota; Fungi; Ascomycota; Saccharomycetes; Saccharomycetales; Saccharomycetaceae
Gene: PGS1
Product: CDP-diacylglycerol--glycerol-3-phosphate 3-phosphatidyltransferase
Exons: 1
Coding region: 1-1662 (553 amino acids)
Biological process (GO): cardiolipin biosynthetic process
Cellular component (GO): mitochondrion
Molecular function (GO): CDP-diacylglycerol-glycerol-3-phosphate 3-phosphatidyltransferase activity
Source: RefSeq, a predicted model, not a curated record